Salmo salar (Atlantic salmon) is the source of this 1080-nucleotide messenger RNA. Lineage: Eukaryota; Metazoa; Chordata; Actinopteri; Salmoniformes; Salmonidae. The record is from RefSeq and is a predicted model, not a curated record.
UCCCCUUCCUCUCCUCUCUAGAUGCCAGGAGGAGUGCCCGGCGGGGUGGUACGGUCCUCAGUGCAGCCUGCGUUGUGACUGUCGGAAUGGUGCUAAGUGUUACCAUAUCAACGGGGCGUGUCUCUGCGACACAGGUUUUAAAGGACCUCAGUGUCAGGAGAGGUUCUGUCCCCCGGGCCUGUACGGACUCAUCUGUGACAAGUACUGCCCCUGUAAUGCCUCCAACACUGUCAGCUGUCACCCCCUGUCAGGUGAGUGCACCUGUACAGCAGGAUGGGCGGGGCUCUACUGCAACGAGACCUGUCCACCUGGUUACCACGGCGACGGAUGCAGGUUGCCAUGCAGCUGUUCCCACGGGGCUGACUGUCACGGAGUCACUGGGGCCUGCGUCUGUGCCCCUGGUUACAUGGGUGAUGACUGCUCUUCUCUGUGUCCUCCGGGGCUCUACGGUCCUAGUUGCUCCUUUACCUGCUCCUGUCAUAACCACGCUACCUGCUCCCCCAUCGAUGGAUCCUGUAGCUGCAGAGAAGGCUGGCAGGGAGUGGAGUGCUCUACUCUGUGCUCCAGUGGUAGCUGGGGUCUGGGCUGUAAUCAGAGCUGUCGGUGUGCCAACGGCGCAGCCUGUGACCCCAUGGAUGGUGUCUGUACCUGCUCCCCAGGCUGGCGAGGGGAGCACUGCCUCCUACCCUGUCCUGAUGGAAUGUACGGUCUGGAGUGUCGUGGGCGUUGUGACUGUAGUCAUGGUGAUGGCUGUGACCACGUCACCGGAUUCUGUCGCUGCCUCGCUGGAUGGACAGGUAUCCGGUGUGACAGUGUGUGUCCUCAGGGGUUGUGGGGUCCAAACUGCUCCGUCACUUGUUCCUGUCAGAAUAGAGGAUCGUGCUCACCUGAGGACGGCGCCUGUUUCUGUUCCCCGGGGUACAGAGGGACCUCCUGCAAGAGAAUCUGUUCUCCUGGGUUCUAUGGGCACCGCUGUAGCCAGGCAUGUCCACAGUGUGUCCACAGCUCUGGCUCGUGCCAUCAUGUGACUGGUCACUGUGACUGUCUGUCCGGCUUCUAUGGCUCCCUGUGCAACCAAGG